AUGAUUUUGAAGAAGCGAAUUCCGGGAGCCAGUGGAAAACGAUGUGUGGAGUCUAUGGGAUGGCUUAUUACAGUUGGAAAAGACGAGGGUGAAAUCAGUCUGUUACAUCCCUUCUCUGGUGUUCAGAUCGAAUUGCCCCAUCAAAAUACCACUAAAGAUUAUUAUGAACUCAACGACACUGAAGAACCGUGGGCCUUUAUCAGGAAAGCAGUUCUCUCAGCUAAUCCUUCUCAGACAUCUGACUAUGUUCUCAUGGUCAUUGAGGGACCCAACCGAUUCCUCAGUUUUUGGAGACCAGGAGAUUUACUAUGGACCAGGAUUGGGAGUGGUACCUCUUUCCAACAUGUUAGUGAUGUGGUAUAUUUUGAUGGCCUCUUUUACACGGUUGCUUAUGGCGGCUGUGUCUAUGUUUGUGAUGUUGCUGGCUUUGGACCUGCUAAAACUCAUUUCGUAGCAAAGUUACCACGGGAUCCAGAUGCGGAGUAUAGUGUGAAGUGGACAUAUCAGACAACAAAUAUUCAAGUUUUUCAGGUAGAUUUAGCUGUUGGCAAAAUGAUUGAGACCAGGGAUUUAGGGGACAGAGCUUUUUUUCUGGGCGCUAAUGCUUCUCUUUCGGUCCAAGCUUCUCAAUUUCCAGGAAUCAAGUGCAAUCAUAUUUAUUUUACAGAUAAUUGUUUGAUUGAGCACACUGAGUUUGAAGAAGGAGGCGGCUCGGACAUGGGGGUGUUCAACUUAGCAGAUGGAAGUUUCCAGCCGCAUUACGAGGGUAUUUCCCUCAGUCGUGUUUGUCCGCCACUUUGGGUCACACCAACUCUGCGUUGA
This is a messenger RNA of Nicotiana attenuata, 822 nucleotides long. RefSeq names its product putative F-box protein At1g65770. The coding region runs from base 1 to 822 and encodes 273 amino acids. The transcript has 2 exons. The record is from RefSeq and is a predicted model, not a curated record. NCBI's taxonomy places the organism in Eukaryota, Viridiplantae, Streptophyta, Magnoliopsida, Solanales, Solanaceae.